AUGUCAGCGUCGACGCCCAAGAAGACGGUCAAGAUCGCCGCCGUCCAGGCCGAGCCCGCGUGGAACGACCUGCAGGGCGGCGUCAACAAGGUCGUCAGCAUCGUCCAGGAAGCGGCCAAGAACGGGACCGAAAUCCUCGGCUUCCCUGAAGUCUUUAUCCCUGGGUAUCCAUGGGCGAUGUGGUCGCAGCCAGUCAGCGGCAAUGCCCUUUACAUGGACGAGUACUACCACAAUUCCCUGGUUAAGGAGUCUCCGGAGAUGGACCGGAUCCGAGAGGCGGUGCGUGAAGCAGGGAUUUUCGUCGUGCUGGGCUACAGCGAGCGCGACAAGGGAAGUCUCUAUAUGGCUCAGUCCUUCAUCGACCCAACCGGCACCAUUGUCCACCACCGCCGCAAAAUCAAGCCCACCCACGUCGAGCGCGCCUACUGGGGCGACGGCCAGACCGAGAGCCUGACCACGACCGUCCAGUCGCCAUACGCCAGAGUCUCGGCCCUCAACUGCUGGGAACACUCGCAGCCCCUGCUCCGCUACUACACGUACUGGCAGAACCCGGACAUCCACGUGGCCUGCUGGCCGCUGAUCUGGGACAUGCCGGAAGAUGGCAGCCCGUGGCAGUGGCACAUCACGCCCGAAGCCUCGCAGCGCUUCUCGCAGGUCCUGGCCAUGGAAGGCGCCUGCUUCGUCAUGAUGGCGACACAGCUCAUGACCGAGAAGAACAGAAAGAAGUGUCUGGUCGAGAAUUACCCGUACGCCCGCACCCCGGGUGGUGGCUUCGCCAUGAUCUACGGGCCCGAUGGCACGGAGUUGGUCAAGCCGCUUGAUCCGGGCGAGGAGGGCAUUCUAUAUGCCGAGGUCGAUCUGAACAAGCGCGCACUGGCCAAGCAUAACUUGGAUCCUGUCGGGCAUUAUUCUCGCCCUGAUCUCCUGAGUCUGCGCGUCACGAAGCAUUCGGCCAAACAUCCUGGCACUCAGGUUCAUUUCCUUGAGUAG
This is a messenger RNA of Capronia coronata CBS 617.96, 990 nucleotides long. RefSeq lists its product as uncharacterized. The coding region runs from base 1 to 990 and encodes 329 amino acids. The transcript is spliced from 3 exons. The record is from RefSeq and is a predicted model, not a curated record. Gene Ontology annotation, molecular function: catalytic activity. Lineage: Eukaryota; Fungi; Ascomycota; Eurotiomycetes; Chaetothyriales; Herpotrichiellaceae.